AUGGCUGGCUGCAGUCCUGAGGAGAAAACUUACCGGCGCUUCCUGGAGCUAUUCCUGGGCGAGUUUCGCGGUCCGUGUGGCGGCGGCGAGCCGGAGCCGGAGCCCGAACCCGAGUCCGAGCCUGAGCCCGAGCCCGAGCCCGAACUGGUAGCAGCUGAGGCGGCCGAGGCUUCGGUUGAGGACCCCGAGGAGGAGGCGGCCACGGUAGCCGCGACAGAGGAGGGGGAGCAGGAGCAAGACCCGGAGCCCGAGGAGGGGGCGGUGGAGGAGGACGCGGUGGCGGCGGUCGAGGGCGAAGAGGAGGAGGAGGUGGCGGCUGUCGCCCCGGGGCACCCGGCCGUGCCACCGCCGCCGCAGCCCCAGCUGCCCCCGUUGCCCCCGCUGCCGCGGCCGCUGUCGGAGCGCAUCACCCGUGAGGAGGUAGAGGGCGAGAGCCUGGACCUGUGCCUGCAGCAGCUCUACAAAUAUAAUUGCCCUUCCUUUUUGGCCGCUGCUUUAGCCAGAGCCACAUCUGAUGAAGUCCUUCAGAGUGAUCUUUCUGCACAUUAUAUACCAAAAGAAACGGAUGGCACAGAAGGGACUGUGGAGAUUGAGACAGUGAAAUUGGCUCGUUCUGUCUUCACCAAACUACACGAGAUUUGCUGCAGCUGGGUGAAAGACUUCCCUCUCCGCAGGAGACCCCAGCUUUAUUAUGAGACAUCAAUCCAUGCCAUCAAAAACAUGCGCAGGAAAAUGGAGGACAAACAUGUCUGCAUCCCUGACUUUAAUAUGCUCUUCAACCUAGAGGACCAGGAAGAACAAGCUUACUUUGCAGUGUUUGAUGGCCACGGGGGAGUGGAUGCUGCCAUUUACGCCUCAGUUCACCUCCAUGUUAACUUAGUUCGCCAGGAGAUGUUCCCCCACGAUCCUGCUGAGGCGCUGUGCCGGGCUUUCCGGGUCACUGAUGAGCGGUUUGUGCAGAAAGCAGCCAGGGAGAGCUUAAGAUGUGGGACCACCGGAGUCGUAACUUUCAUCAGAGGCAACAUGUUGCACGUGGCCUGGGUGGGUGAUUCCCAGGUUAUGCUUGUGAGAAAGGGCCAAGCUGUUGAACUGAUGAAGCCCCACAAACCAGACAGAGAGGAUGAAAAGCAGCGAAUUGAGGCCCUUGGAGGUUGUGUAGUCUGGUUUGGUGCCUGGAGGGUGAAUGGAAGUCUGUCGGUCUCCAGAGCUAUUGGAGAUGCUGAACAUAAGCCGUAUAUCUGUGGGGAUGCCGAUUCUGCCUCCACUGUUUUGGAUGGGACCGAAGACUACCUCAUUCUGGCCUGUGAUGGCUUCUAUGAUACUGUAAACCCUGACGAGGCAGUGAAAGUUGUGUCUGACCACUUGAAAGAGAAUAACGGAGACAGCAGCAUGGUUGCCCACAAAUUAGUGGCAUCAGCUCGCGAUGCUGGGUCAAGUGAUAACAUCACUGUUAUUGUGGUAUUCCUGAGGGACAUGAACAAAGCUGUAAAUGUUAGUGAGGAAUCAGAUUGGACAGAGAACUCUUUUCAAGGAGGGCAAGAAGAUGGUGGGGAUGAUAAGGAGACUCAUGGAGAGUGCAAACGCCCUUGGCCUCAGCAUCAGUGCUCAGCACCAGCCGAUCUAGGCUAUGAUGGGCGCGUGGAUUCAUUCACUGAUAGAACUAGCCUGAGCCCAGGGUCCCAAAUCAACGUGCUGGAAGAACCAGGCUACCUAGAUCUUACACAAAUAGAAGCAAGCAAACCUCACAGUGCCCAGUUUUUGCCACCAGUUGAGAUGUUUGGUCCUGGUACACCAAAGAAAGCAAAUCUUACUAAUGAGCUAAUAAUGGAGAAAAAAUCAGUUCAAUCAUCAUUGCCUCAAUGGAGUGGUGCUGGAGAGUUUCCCGCUUCUUUCAAUUUGGGUUCAACAGGGCAGCAGAUGCACAGAAUGGAGAGCUUGUCUCCUGUCUGUCCUGGGUUGGAAAAUGAACAGUUCAAAUCCCUGGGAAACAGAGUUUCUAGAUUGUCUCAUUUACGCCACCACUAUUCAAAGAGGCGGCAUGGAUUCAGGUUUAGUCCAAAGUUUUAUUCAUUUCUCUUUGCUCAAGAGCUUUCCCACAAAACAGGCCCUAGCCUAUCCUCACUUACACGAAGUGGGAAGAGAAAUAGAAUGUUAAGUUCUCUGUUACGGAGGCCAAAUAGUUGGAAAGGGCACAGUGAAAACAUGAGGCAGCUCAGUAAGAGUCAUGAAAUUCCAUACCCAGAUCUUCGCUGGAGCUAUAAAAUAUAA
Molecule: messenger RNA, 2268 nt
Organism: Otolemur garnettii (small-eared galago)
Lineage: Eukaryota; Metazoa; Chordata; Mammalia; Primates; Galagidae
Gene: PPM1E
Product: protein phosphatase, Mg2+/Mn2+ dependent 1E
Exons: 7
Coding region: 1-2268 (755 amino acids)
Biological process (GO): protein dephosphorylation; negative regulation of protein kinase activity
Molecular function (GO): protein serine/threonine phosphatase activity; cation binding
Source: RefSeq, a predicted model, not a curated record